AUGACGAUGAUGAUGAUGGCGAUGAUGAUAAUGAUGAUGGUGAUGUUGACAUUUUACACCAUGUACAUCGCAUCUUUUAGUUUGAUGACCGUCUCCAUUGGUAUACAAACGGGUCAAACAGCUGGAGCGUAUGAGGUAUGCAUUGCGUUCAACGUCGUUGAAUUAAUUUACAAUAUCUUGCUGAAAUUGCAACUAUCACUAGAGACUCUGAGGAUACAUUUGUUUCAUGAAAAUCUUAUUGGAUACGUUAAAGCAUUACUCAUGAUCAUAUUCUUGAAUCUAUGGGUGAUGAAGACCUUUCUUGUUAUAAUUGUUCUAAGUUUCUACUGCGAGAAAUUGUACAAAGCUAUGGGCGAAAUUCAGAACACCUGCGUAUAUAUUUUGCUAUCAAAUUCUUCAGAUGCAGGAAAGGAGUUAUGUAAAAAUGUUCAACGUCUGCAUCGAGCUUCCUACACCAAGUUGAACGUCUGUGGAAUGUUCUACAUCGAUGCUUCAUUCGCAUUGAGAUUAAUUGCUAUAGUUGGAAAUUAUGCUCUAAUUUUAUUUAACACUGUCAGCUUCUUUAUGCAAGUCCUAAUGAGCUGGCAAGUCUUGCUCGAUAUGGGGAGAUUCUUUAACAGUGAUUUUGUCAUGCCGAUAAAGCACAAAAUUUGUGUGCACUCAUUUUGCAAUCUAAGUGCUCAGUUCCACAUAAUGGUAUGGCUGGCGGCCGUCUGCUUUUGGCUAACGAGAAGAACAGUAUUCAUAGUUCUGUUAUGCACGCUUUGUGAGAAGUAUUACAUGACUAUCAGUGAUGCAGAUGCUUAUUGCAGCUGUUUGUUAAACCGUUUCCAAGAAACUGCACCGGUCACGGUGGAACAUAAAGCGGCGGUGUACUCUCCAUUGUCUGAGCACCGCUGUUUUGUCAGGGAAGCGAUCGGCGGCGGCUACCUCUCACCCGGUCUAAGUCGUGGCCGCAUUGUGGAGCAGUCAAGCUCUUUCUCCAGAACACUUAUGCUCGCAAAGAAGGAGGCGGAGCGCGUGAGAAAAGUACCAUCUUCUUUGCGUAUCCUCUAUAUGCCCUAG
This is a messenger RNA of Spodoptera exigua (beet armyworm), 1065 nucleotides long. Lineage: Eukaryota; Metazoa; Arthropoda; Insecta; Lepidoptera; Noctuidae. The record is from the annotation of a GenBank genome assembly.